AUGAGAAUGAGUUGUUCGUUCACUCCCUAACUCGCUUUAAAACCCCAACACAAUCUACUCUCACUUGCACACACUUCGUCGCCUAUUCAGCUGUUUACGGUCUAAAGUGAUGUCUGAUCUUGAGGCUCCCUUGCGUCCGAAGAGGAAGAAGGUUUGGGUGGACUAUCUUGUUCAGUUUCGAUGGAUUCUUGUCAUUUUCGUAGUCCUUCCCAUUUCCUUCACUAUUUAUUUUCUUAUAUACCUUGGAGAUGUGAGAUCUGAGUGGAAGUCAUAUAAGACGCGCCAGAAGGAGCACGAUGAGAAUGUAAAGAAGGUCAUCAAACGUCUCAAGCAGAGGAAUCCAUCCAAGGAUGGUCUCGUAUGCACAGCUCGUAAACCAUGGAUUGCAGUUGGGAUGCGAAAUGUUGACUAUAAGAGGGCUCGUCAUUUUGAAGUUGAUCUAUCUGCUUUCAGAAACAUUCUUGAAAUCGACAAGGAGCGAAUGAUUGCAAGAGUGGAACCCCUAGUCAACAUGGGCCAGAUCUCGAGAGCAACAGUCCCAAUGAAUCUCUCGCUUGCAGUUGUUGCUGAGCUUGAUGAUCUCACUGUUGGUGGCCUUAUUAAUGGUUAUGGAAUUGAAGGAAGCUCCCAUUUAUAUGGCCUGUUCUCUGACACUGUUGUGGCCUAUGAAAUUGUUUUGGCAGAUGGAAGGCUUGUUAGAGCCACCAAAGACAAUGAAUACUCUGAUCUGUUUUAUGCUAUUCCAUGGUCUCAGGGAACACUUGGGCUUCUUGUUGCUGCCGAAAUUAGGCUUAUUCCUGUUAAGGAGUACAUGAAACUAACUUACAAACCUGUUGUUGGUAAUCUGCAAGACAUUGCACAGGCAUAUGCCGAUUCUUUAGCACCGAGAGAUGGAGACCAGGAGAAGGUGCCAGAUUUUGUUGAAACAAUGGUUUAUUCACCAACCCAAGCUGUCUGCAUGACAGGGAAGUAUGCUUCAAAAGAAGAGGCUAAGAAAAAGGGGAAUAAGAUCAACAGUGUAGGAUGGUGGUUUAAACCCUGGUUCUAUCAACAUGCAGAGACGGCACUGAAGAAAGGAACAUUUGUUGAAUACAUUCCCACUAGGGAAUAUUACCACAGACAUACGAGGUGUUUGUACUGGGAGGGAAAGCUUAUUCUCCCAUUUGCUGACCAAUUUUGGUUUAGGUUUCUCUUUGGUUGGUUGAUGCCACCCAAAGUGUCUUUGCUCAAGGCAACUCAAGGUGAAGCUAUAAGGAACUAUUACCACGACAUGCAUGUCAUUCAAGACAUGCUUGUUCCUUUAUACAAAGUUGGAAAUGCAUUAGAAUGGGUUCACCGUGAGAUGGAGGUCUACCCUAUUUGGCUAUGUCCACACAAACUGUACAAGUUGCCUGUGAAAACUAUGGUUUAUCCGGAACCAGGUUUUGAACUACACCGCAGGCAAGGAGAUACACAAACUGCUCAAAUGUACACAGACGUGGGAGUUUACUAUGCACCAGGUCCUGUUUUGAGGGGCGAGGUAUUUGAUGGCGCUGAAGCUGUUCGCAAGAUGGAGGCAUGGUUGAUCGAGAAUCAUGGUUUCCAGCCGCAAUAUGCUGUGUCCGAGCUGAACGAGAAGAACUUCUGGAGGAUGUUUGAUGCUGGUCUCUAUGAGCAUUGUAGGAGGAAGUAUGGAGCUGUUGGAACCUUCAUGAGUGUGUACUACAAAUCAAAAAAGGGUCGGAAGACCGAAAAGGAAGUACAAGAAGCCGAGCAAGCACACCUUGAAAAUGCUUAUGCUGAAGUUGAUCAACCAACAGACUGAUGAUUUUAAAUUUUGGAUCAUUUGAUGAGUAGGUUUUGUUAUUUCAUGUUUGCUUUAUUAAGGAUUUUGCCACUCCUGGCAUUUUAUUAUCCAUUUUCUUAUUGCUUUAGUUGCUGAUCUUGUUCUAGAUUUUUCAAUGUCUUUGGUUAAGGUGUGGACUUAAUAUUAUUGUUUUAACUAGUUGAGACUAAAUUGGUUAUAACUGCUUGAGUGUGAUA
This is a messenger RNA of Arachis stenosperma, 2022 nucleotides long. RefSeq names its product delta(24)-sterol reductase. NCBI's taxonomy places the organism in Eukaryota, Viridiplantae, Streptophyta, Magnoliopsida, Fabales, Fabaceae. The record is from RefSeq and is a predicted model, not a curated record. The transcript is spliced from 3 exons. Bases 110 to 1804 code for a protein of 564 amino acids. Gene Ontology annotation, biological process: steroid metabolic process. Gene Ontology annotation, molecular function: oxidoreductase activity, acting on the CH-CH group of donors, NAD or NADP as acceptor; FAD binding. Gene Ontology annotation, cellular component: cytoplasm; membrane.